AUCUUGCAUGCCAAGGUCCAUCCUGGUGUCCAUGUGUCAAUUUGGUAUUAGCUUAUCCGGCUUGUACCGCAUAAGAAGACUCGAAUGGUUUUGAAUGGAUACUGUCAAGCAUCUUUCUGUCAUAUUUGAAAUUCAAGUACUAUAAAAGUGUGCAGUAAGUUGCUACAAGGUAAAGGCGUAUUAAUCUUGAGAAUCAGCAUUUCCAUAGUGACAUGGCAUCUGCGAUGGAGCCAUCUCUUACUACUCCUAUAGGAUCAAGACGAAGAGAUGAGUCUGAGUUCAACUUAAAUGAAUGGGCUCUGAAGGCUCGAAUCAGCCGCGAAAAUACAAGUUCAAGAAGAUUCUCAGCAUCAAAUAUUCGAAGUUUUAGAGAAGAUGCAAGGUCCUUCAGAUCAAACAUAACCAUUUCUAGUACAGCUUCUUCUCCCGGCUAUACCCUUAGAGAGGAAAUCGACCCUUCGACAUAUUCAUUCACCAAUGCACUUAAGGCAUUGCAAGCGAAAACAGUGUAUAGUUGGGAGCACUUGUCGCCUGAUGGGUUGGCUCUUAACUCCAAGUGGAAUGAAGCAGAGAAGUAUAUAUGCAACCCCUUAUCUGGAGAAGUUCCAUUGGAGUGUUUGUCGGCAAAGACACUCAGUGCAAGAUCAUUUCGCAACUUAGCCAGCAGAAUUACAAUGUCUGCACCGCUUAUUUAUCCGACUCAUUCGCGACAAUAUGAGACUAAGCCAGCUAUCACCAUACAUGAAGAUGAAGUUCAAAUUCAAUUCCAAGAGAAGAAAAUGCGAAGCAUGAGUACUAGAGACAUUGGAACUCAAAGCACCCCACCUGACUUCAGUUCAGAUAGUCCUAGCCCUGCUCCUACUCCUUCAAUUGAAGAAAGGUCAAUAAAGCGUAGCGACUCUCCGGUUUCUAGUGAAAAAAUUAAAUCUGAUGUGGUGGGAGAAGUGAAGGAAACGUCAGAGGAAGAGGAAGAAACCAAGAGAAAUGGUGAAGGAAACAAGACGAAAGCGAAGCAACAAGUUGGAUGUUUGUCGUGGAGUUUGUGGAAGAGAAGAAGGCAAAGAGAGAAACACAAAGCAGCAAGCAGUAAUAAGAAGAAGAAUGUGCUUGUUUACUGCAUGAAUGGGUGUCAAAAGAGAGCAAAUACUACUACUACUAUUACUACUGUUAUUGUUGCGUCGGCCCGGCAUCAGAAAUAAUCCAACUUGUUCCCUGAAUUUUAUUUUUCACUCUUUGGGUGAACCCUAUAUAUGAUCAAAGAUUAUUAAUUAGUACUAUAUCUUUCUAUUUUCAGUGUCAUAAAUUGGUGAAGGUGAAGACACUUUCAUUUCA
Molecule: messenger RNA, 1332 nt
Organism: Coffea eugenioides
Lineage: Eukaryota; Viridiplantae; Streptophyta; Magnoliopsida; Gentianales; Rubiaceae
Exons: 6
Coding region: 213-1199 (328 amino acids)
Source: RefSeq, a predicted model, not a curated record